AUGGACUUUGGUGGUACGUCUGACCCGUACUGCGUGGUGUCAGGCUUUGGCACCGGGGAGAUUGUGCGGACGCCGACGAUCUACAAGGAGCUGAACCCGUUCUGGGGCUCCGAGUGGUCGUUUGAUGUGGCGACGUUUGCGCAAAAGCUGCAAGUCAUCGUGUUUGAUGAGAACAAGAAGAAGGACGCUCCGAUCGGCAAGGUUGUGGUGGCCUUUGAGGCGCUGCGCAACGGCGAGCUCCGCGAGCAGUGGUAUCCACUGAUGCCUGUCUCGACCAAGGACAUGGACUUUGUGUCGGGCGUGGUCGAGCUUGAACUGCUCAAGACGCACUCGACGCUGUCUGUGAAGCUUGUGCGUGCGCGCGGGCUGGCGUCCAAGGACUCGAACGGGCUUUCGGACCCGUACGUCAAGAUCCUCUUUGCCGAUGCCGAGUACAAGACCGAGACCAAGUUCAAGACGCUCGAUCCCGAGUUCCACGACACCUUCCAGUUUGGGCUCCCGUCGCCGGCGUUCUACUCCAAGACACUCAUUCUCACCUUUUGGGACUACGACAAGCUCUCUUCGGACGACUUUAUGGGCUCGAUCGAGAUCAAUCUGGAAGACCUCGAGUUCUCGCGGCCGCUCACCCACUGGUUUGACCUCUCGCCGAUCAACCACGCGGCGCAAAAGAAGAAGGGCGGCGGCAGUAGCAGCGGGAGCGGCGCGCACAAGGACCUUGGCUCUGUCCGGCUCAAGCUCAAGUACACGACCGAAGUCAUUCUCGAUCCCGUGCGGUACGACUCGCUGUUCAACUUUCUGGACCAGCCAGGCCUUCCGGACAUUCAGGCGAUUGGCAAGGUGACGCGCGAGCGCGAGCCGCUGGCCAAGGCGCUGGUGGCGGCAUUUGCCGGGAUGGGCAAGGCCAUCUGGAUGCUCCGCGAGCUGAACGCGGCCGAGAUUGCAGCAACCGAGACGUCAAACAUCAUUUUCCGCGGCAACUCGCUGGCGUCCAAGACCAACGACAUGUACCUGCAGCUGCUUGGCGGCGAGUACCUCCGGUCUGUCAUUCAGGGCCACAUCGAGCACAUCUACGCGUCGCCGCUCGACUUUGAGGUUGAUCCGACGCGGGUCGACGACCCGGCGGUGCUUCCGACGCACUGGGCCAACCUCACGGCGCUUGUGGAGGACAUUGUCGAGUCUGUUCUUGAGUCUGCCCCUAAGUUGCCUUCCCCGUUCAAGCACGUCUUUGCCCAUCUUGUGGAGGCCGUCAAGGCACAGUUUCCCGGCGACGACAUCGUUCCCUACACGGUUGUCUCGGCCUUUCUCUUCCUCCGCAUCAUCUGCCCUGCCAUCCUCGGGCCCAAGCUGUUUGGCCUCAUGCCGGACCACCCACAGCCGCGACAGUCGCGGACGCUGACGCUGGUAGCCAAGACGCUCCAGAACCUGGCGAACCUGGUCCACUUUGGGCCGAAAGAGCCAUUUAUGUCGCCGAUGAACGCCAUCAUUGACUCGUUCCUCGACGACAUGCGCGAGUUCCUCACCGCAGUCUCGACGCCCGACCCUGCCGAGCUCAACCAGCCGCUGCAUCUUGUGGAGCAUGCUGCGGCUCCGAGCAAUCUCGACUGGCCGCGCGACAUGGCCAAGGUUCACAACCACUUUAACGCGGCACUGCCGGCGCUCGAGGAGCAUGCGGACGAGUUUCCGGACCUUUCGCUCAACGAGCUCAAGAAGGUGCUCCGCGGCAUCGACACCGCGGUUCUCAACGAGAUUGCAAAGAUGCCCCCGGACGAGCAGCAUGAUGCCAUGGUCUCGCUCAACCUGCAGCCGCGAGAGGCGAACGGUGCAGACGACGACGUCGGCGAAGACUGCGCCAACGAGCGCGAGCUGCAGCGCUCGGUCGUCGGUGUGGAGCACAUGGGUGCGAUCGAGGCUGUCGAGCUGAGCGGGGCCUACGAGGUCGAGGACGAGCUCGCCGCGUUGGAGGCCGAGCUGAUGGGUGGCAGCGUGAGCGCGGAUGCGGUGACGGCGGCGUCGGCGGUGACGGCGGCAGGUGGUGGGAGCGGGGGAGGCGCGGGGCCGACGGCAGCACCGAUCGAUACCACCGUCGACGACGUUGACCGACUCGACGAGUCGAACAUGAUGAUGUGGAACGAAGUGGUGGGUGCACCAAGCACGGCAAGUUUUGGAGACGUAGGCGGAGCUGCGGCGGGAGCAGGGGCUGCAGCUGGAGGUGAGCCCAGAGCCGGAGCACCGGCGGCGGCGGCGACUCUGGCCGCGACGACAGUGGCGGAGCGGCAGGCGCUGCCAAUAUACUCGACGGCGAUGAUGGAGGAACUGGCGCGGCGGCUGCUGGCGACUCAGGCGGCUACCGGGCCGGUCAAGGCGACGACGUACGAGCAGCUCAUGGUGCAACCGAGUGGGGGCACUGCCGGAAGCAGCAGCGGGAGCAGCAGCGGUCGACGGCCGUCAGGCGCUUCGCUCUUUGGCAGGGCUUCGGACGCGUCGGUGUCUACAGCCCGCGAGGUCGACGACGACGGAUUUGAGGUGCCCAAGGUGGCGGUGCAGACACAGGUGUCGACUAAGACCUCGUUUGGUAUGCCCGAGUUUGAGGGCAUGGACGCGGAGCUCGAGACGCUUGUGGAGGAGAUGAAGACCAAGCUGCGUGUGGAGAACAAGAUCGUGUCCAAGAUGUACCCGGCGGCGUUUGCCGGAUCGGAGGCAGUCGACUUUAUUCUGCUUCUCACCAAAGGCCACGACCGCGAGCCUGCGCGGGCGAUUGGGCAGCAGCUCCUCGACCGCAAGGUGUUCAAGGCGAUCGACGUGAUGGGUCCAGGCGCGUCCGGAACGUUUGUGGAUGGCUACGCCUUCUACCAGCUGACGACCAAGCGCGAUGCUUCGAUGCCUGUCGGGCUGCUCAACCUCAUCGACCAGUUCAAGCUCAACGUGCCGCGCAAGCCCAAGGAGACGCGGCAGACGUACAAAGACGUGUUUCUCGGUUUCGAUCUUGUCUCGUUCAUUGUGACCGUCAUUUGCAAGAUGAAUCCGGUGCGCGGACACGCGGUCAAAGUGGCGCAGGAGCUCUUUGCGCGCAACAUCAUCGCCGCCCUCGACGGCUCGGACUCGUUCGAGGACGGCUAUACGCACUACUACAUUGUAGAGAACCCGGUGCCGGACCCGAACAGGGUGGAAAACGUGCUGGACACGUGCGGCGAGGUGGUGUACUACCAGCCGGACGUCGAGUCGCUCUCGACGCGCGACAAGCUUGAUCAGGCGGUGGAGGCGCUUACGGCGUGGGCGAACCUCGAGCUGCGGGCGUCCGAGUCGGGCGCCGCCAUUUCCGGCCCGGUGGGCGAUGCGCUCCGCGACGGCACGCUCCUCAACCAUCUGCUGACGGUCAUCUCGCCGCACUACUCGGCGCUGCAUGUGCUCAAGGACCAGCCCAAGUCGCGGGCCGACGAACUCGACAACAUCAUGCUCGUUCUCCGCUUCCUCCAGGAUCAGGGCCUCGGCCUGGGCGACUUUCUUGAUCCGACCGUCCCGUCCAUGUAUUCGGCCACAGCGCUCUCGCUCAACGAGGGCAAUGUCAUGACCGCAGCCGUGAUCCUGCAUGCCAUGCGUCGGUUGGUACUGUGAGCAUUCUGGAGGAUGAUGAACAAAACGAUGGUGUGGUUUUGGGGGAAGCUUGGUACUGAAGACGGUUUAUCCCUUACGGUACGGAAUGGACACAUUUGUCCAUCGCGCAAGCCGCGCUCCGCGACGCUCCACAGACGUCGCAACGUCCGUGAAUGGUUGUAACACAG
This is a messenger RNA of Thecamonas trahens ATCC 50062, 3779 nucleotides long. Its product is annotated as Ras GTPase-activating protein 3. Lineage: Eukaryota; Apusomonadida; Apusomonadidae. Gene Ontology annotation, biological process: regulation of GTPase activity; intracellular signal transduction. The transcript has a single exon. Gene Ontology annotation, molecular function: protein binding. The record is from RefSeq and is a predicted model, not a curated record. The coding region runs from base 1 to 3612 and encodes 1203 amino acids.